GUGAAUUAUGCGUGAAUUAUUCUACACGAGCUAAAAGCAUAUGAAAACAACUGCAAAGAUUCUUAAAUCUCCUACUCGUUACCAAAACAAAUCGUAUAAUUUGCUGAAAUUUCUGCUGAUAUUUCUCUACAGACGUGAAGUCAAAGAAGUUUCAAAACAACACUAAACUUUUUCUAUGAUAUAUUUCGUUUUCUCUUUUUAAAAAUGGAAUCUGAUUUUAAUGUUAAUUUGUUUUGGGCGGUAACAUUUUGCGGUAUUAUAUGCGCCUUCAUUCCUGCUCUUGUGAGGAUGGUCUUGCAAAUUAUUACAAGAGAAACUGACAUGGAGAACAACCUUCGUCGUCAAGUAUGUGAUCUUAAAGCUGAAUUAGGCAGCAUUAGUAUGGUAGAUGAGUUUGCUAAAUAUGCUAAAAUUAAAAGAAAAAUCAAUAAAGCCACGGACGAAUUAACUCAUCAAUCUGAUGUUCGUACCUCAUACAAAAUGAGAAUGCAUUUAAUAUAUACUGCUAGCCUGUAUGCAGUUCUGGGUUGCACUGUAGUUUUUCUUUUAUGGAAUUAUCGAAAAGAACCAAUAGUAAUUUUACCAAGAAAUUGGUUGUAUCCAUUUGAAUCUCUGUUGUCGUAUCCUUCUGAUGUUCCAGGCAGCAUAAGUUUAACUUCAUGGUUGUUUGUAACUUCUACAGCUGCGAAAGCUAUGGCUAAAUCAUUAAAGCUUUGAUCUCAUUUUCCACUAAAAUAUUGCUUUCCUUAUUUUCAUUUGAUUUGGCAAUUUGGAGAUAAGAGCAAAUACAAAUUUUGUUCUGUUUGGUACAUCAAAAUAAACUUCCUGAUUAUCAUAUUAUUUAUCCUUGUAAUAUACAAUCAUUGUACAAGCUCCACUUUAGGUGCAAAAUUAUAUGUGUUUUAAUUUUUUGACAUUAAAUUAUUUAUUCUAGUGUUUGAUAUUUAAUCAAACUGUAGAUUAAACUGUCAAUUAAUUAAUAUUUAUUCAAAUAAUUUCUUAUUCCUUAAUUUAUAUUAACUCUUUCAUGUCAUUGUAUAAAUAAUAGUAAUAAUUUUUAUUCAAUGUUUGAGUGGUUAUCUGAUUAAACUGUUGAUAAAUUAUCAUCUAUGUGAAAUCAUUUCUUAAUCAUUAAUUUAAUUCAUAUGAAUUUUUCAUGUCAUAGAAUUAAGAUGUUUAACAUUUUAUGUUUGAGCAGUUGUUUGAUUAAUUUAUCAAUGCAUCAACAUUUAGUAAGAUGUUGUUUAUUUUUCUUUAAAAUUUAUAUUAACUUUUCAUAUUAUGAAAUAAAAUUAUUAUAUUUAUUUUUUCAUUUCAUGUCUAAAUAAGUAUAUUUACUAUUAAUAAAUUAAUUUUAUUCCAAUGACAUUUAUUUCAUUUAUGUAUACAGACUUUUGAUAUCAUUAAAAAAGAUUGUAUUUAUUUAUUUUUAAUUUUAUAUUUGAAUAAAAGUUGUUUGUGUUGAUGAAAUA
Messenger RNA from Parasteatoda tepidariorum (common house spider), 1472 nucleotides. RefSeq names its product guided entry of tail-anchored proteins factor 1. Gene Ontology annotation, biological process: tail-anchored membrane protein insertion into ER membrane. Lineage: Eukaryota; Metazoa; Arthropoda; Arachnida; Araneae; Theridiidae. Gene Ontology annotation, molecular function: protein-membrane adaptor activity. Gene Ontology annotation, cellular component: GET complex. The record is from RefSeq and is a predicted model, not a curated record.